CCUGCGUCACGUGGUCGCCGAGCAGCACCGAAUCGGCCGGGAGAGCCGAGGGAGAAUCCGGGUGGAAGCCGAGAAAUCCAGCUCCGAUAGCAGCGCCGGUCCCGCCCCGGCCCCCGCCCCGGGGUGCGCGCCGCACGCCAGCCGGCCGCUCGGGCCUCUGGAGCAGAUCUCCGGACGGCACCCACGCUCCAUCGCGGGAUCGAACCCCGCUCCCUCCGCCGACAUUCGGGGAGGCCUGGUGCCCAUUCACAGAAUUUUGAGCCUGCUUGUGGGGCUCUCCCUGCACUCCUCUCAGCUCCCCGCCCCAUACUCGUGCCUGUGACCCAGAUGCCUGUGAUGACACCAUUUGAACAUCUCGGCACCAUCCUUAGCCCCGGGGGCCCCACCGAGAGAGCGGCAUGCGGCACCCCCAGGCAUGCCCAGCAUCCUUCAGCCCACUGUCCAGCCCCCCCAGGAGGUCCUAACGCCCUGGGGCACUUCUGCUGUGCACAGGACCACGUGGGGGUUUGCCAUGGUGACAUAAAGGGGCGUGGAGGACGGAAGGAGCGCAACCGGCCGCGGACUGCACCUCUGGCUGGGAGGAAGGGCCGGGGCCCGGAUCCUCCACUGCCACUGCCACUGCCACUGCCCACUUGGGGCCUUGCUCGCUGAGUCUCUGUGAACUUGUUGGUCGGUGGACAACUUGGGAGUCUUCUCCUGCGUGGGGCCUUGGGGCAGCCAGGGUGGCCGGGCCCCCGGUGGCCGAGGUCUCGGGGGCCAGGAUGCCUGCCCUGGCGCGCCUCCGCAGGCUGUGUCGGCACAUGUCCCCGCAGGCUGUACUUUUCCUGCUGUUCGCCUUCUGCCUGUUCAGCGUUUUUGUCUCGGCCUACUACCUAUAUGGCUGGAAGCGGGGCCUGGAGCCCUCGGUGGACGCCCCCGAGCCUGACUGUGGGGACCCGCCGCCCGUGGCCCCCAGCCGCCUGCUGCCACUCAAGCCCAUACAGGUGGCCGCCCCUUCCCGCACGGACCCGUUGGUGCUGGUGUUCGUGGAGAGCCUCUACUCCCAGCUGGGCCAGGAGGUGGUGGCCAUCCUGGAGUCCAGCCGCUUCAAAUACCGCACAGAGAUUGCACCGGGCAAGGGUGACAUGCCCACACUCACCGACAAGGGCCGCGGCCGCUUCGCCCUCAUCAUCUAUGAGAACAUCCUCAAGUACGUCAACCUGGAUGCCUGGAACCGGGAGCUGCUGGACAAGUAUUGCGUGGCCUACGGCGUGGGCAUCAUCGGCUUCUUCAAGGCCAACGAGAACAGCCUGCUGAGCGCGCAGCUCAAAGGUUUCCCCCUGUUCCUGCACUCCAACCUGGGCCUGAAGGACUGCAGCAUCAACCCCAAGUCCCCGCUGCUGUACGUGACACGGCCCAGCGAGGUGGAGAAGGGCGUGCUGCCUGGCGAGGACUGGACCGUAUUCCAGUCGAACCACUCCACCUACGAGCCUGUGCUCCUGGCCAAGACGCGGUCGUCCGAGUCCAUCCCGCACCUGGGCGCGGAUGCCGGCCUUCACGCCGCGCUGCAUGCCACUGUGGUCCAGGACCUGGGCCUCCACGACGGAAUCCAGCGCGUGCUGUUCGGCAACAACCUCAACUUCUGGCUGCACAAGCUUGUCUUCGUCGACGCCGUGGCCUUCCUCACAGGCAAGCGCCUCUCGCUGCCUCUGGACCGCUACAUCCUGGUGGACAUUGAUGACAUCUUUGUGGGCAAGGAGGGCACGCGCAUGAAGGUGGAGGACGUGAAGGCCCUAUUUGAUACGCAGAACGAACUACGGACACACAUCCCAAACUUCACUUUCAACCUGGGCUACUCAGGGAAAUUCUUCCACACAGGUACCGAUGCUGAGGACGCUGGGGACGACCUGCUGCUGUCGUAUGUGAAGGAGUUUUGGUGGUUCCCCCACAUGUGGAGCCAUAUGCAGCCCCACCUUUUCCACAACCAGUCCGUACUAGCUGAGCAGAUGGCCCUGAACAAGAAGUUCGCUGUCGAGCACGGCAUUCCCACAGACAUGGGGUAUGCAGUGGCGCCCCACCACUCGGGUGUGUACCCUGUGCACGUGCAGCUGUACGAGGCCUGGAAGCAGGUGUGGAACAUCCGCGUGACCAGCACGGAGGAGUACCCCCACCUGAAGCCAGCCCGCUACCGCCGUGGCUUCAUCCACAACGGCAUCAUGGUCCUCCCGCGGCAGACCUGCGGCCUCUUCACACACACGAUCUUCUACAACGAGUACCCAGGCGGCUCCAGCGAGCUGGACAAGAUCAUCAACGGGGGCGAGCUCUUCCUCACAGUGCUCCUCAACCCUAUUAGCAUCUUCAUGACGCACCUGUCCAACUACGGGAACGACCGCCUGGGCCUGUACACCUUCAAGCACCUGGUGCGUUUCCUGCACUCUUGGACCAACCUCCGGCUGCAGACACUGCCCCCAGUGCAGCUGGCCCAGAAGUACUUCCAGAUCUUCUCUGAGGAGAAGGACCCGCUCUGGCAGGAUCCCUGUGAAGACAAACGCCAUAAAGACAUCUGGUCCAAGGAGAAGACAUGUGACCGCUUCCCAAAGCUCCUCAUCAUUGGCCCCCAGAAAACAGGCACCACGGCCCUCUACCUGUUCCUGGGCAUGCACCCCGACCUCAGCAGCAACUACCCCAGCUCCGAGACCUUUGAGGAGAUCCAGUUUUUUAAUGGUCACAACUAUCACAAAGGCAUCGACUGGUACAUGGAGUUCUUCCCUAUCCCCUCCAACACCACCUCUGACUUCUACUUUGAGAAAAGCGCCAACUACUUUGAUUCGGAAGUGGCUCCCCGGCGGGCGGCUGCCCUGUUACCCAAGGCCAAGGUCUUGACCAUCCUCAUCAACCCAGCAGACCGAGCCUAUUCCUGGUACCAGCACCAGCGAGCCCAUGAUGACCCAGUAGCCCUGAAGUACACCUUCCACGAGGUGAUCACAGCUGCGCCCGAUGCAUCCUUGAAACUGCGCGCCCUCCAGAACCGCUGCCUGGUCCCCGGCUGGUAUGCCACCCACAUCGAGCGCUGGCUCAGCGCCUUUCAUGCCAACCAGAUUCUGGUCUUGGAUGGCAAACUGCUGCGAACGGAACCUGCCAAAGUGAUGGACACAGUGCAAAAGUUCCUUGGGGUGACGAACACCAUUGACUACCACAAAACCUUGGCGUUUGAUCCAAAGAAAGGAUUUUGGUGCCAGCUGCUCGAAGGAGGAAAAACCAAGUGUCUAGGCAAAAGCAAGGGCCGGAAAUACCCAGAGAUGGACUUGGAUUCCCGCGCCUUCCUGAAGGACUAUUACCGGGACCACAACAUUGAGCUUUCCAAGCUGCUGUACAAGAUGGGCCAGACACUGCCCACCUGGCUACGGGAGGAGCUCCAGAACACCAGGUAGCCACGGCCACCACAGCCAGACUGAAUGUGACGGCAGGGACGUCCCGCCACACGCUGAGCCAGACUGACCUGCAGAGUGGGGAGCUGGGCCCGGGCUGGCCAAGCACUUACAAGCAAUACUCUGCUGCAGCCCAGGUAGGGCCAGGAGAAGAGCCCAGGCAGGUCCACACACGCCUCAGAGCGUCCAGUGCUGGGUUGGUGGCCUCUAGGACCUCCUUCGCCAACCGGGGUCCAUUCUGCUCAUAGUUUUUCAUGGGGAGGCCACUUCCUGUUGGUGGAAGACCAUAAGCUGGUAGGAAGGAGUCCACAAGACUCUGUUUUCCGUCCCUGUGUUCUACCCACCCUACUCUCUCCAUCCCAUCACUCCCUGCUUGCUCCAGUAGGGUGUCCACUCAGUAUUAGCUGCCCUAUUUUCCCUGUCCUCCAGACAACGAGAAGAGCCCAGCUGGGGCUUUUGCCAAGCCAGGGGGAGAGAUUGGAAGUUUCCCUGAUGGUUCAAGCCAGGCUUUUCAGAGGGGUCAGCUGGGAACCCAGAGGUGGUCCCUAGGCUGGGCGUGAGCCUGUCCAGCUCGAGAACGCUGGACCUCCACACCCGUUCUGCUUCAUACCUUCCUAUCUCACCUUCCCUCUUUAGAGAAAGAAUCGCUGGUUCCUACAGUACCCACUCAGUCCUAAAGGCCUCCUUCAGGGCCCUGGGGCACUGCCACGCAUUUGGACCCAGAGACCCAGGCCUCAACCCUACCCCGGUUCUUCCCCCUGGGAUAUGACAAUGUGUGGUGUUUCCUGUGGUAAAGGACUGAGGCGGUCGUGGAGUCGGCCGUAUACAUGUCCCAGUGUACAUAUGUUGUCCCUAAGCCCACCUGGCCUUGGCCUCUGGCAGAUGCUGGGCAGACUUGAUGAGAUGGCCAUCCCUGCUCUGCGCCAGCUGCCGGUGGCCAAGGGUUUCUAGAGAGCCCCUUAACCUCCCAAAUACUAAGAAGCUAAAGUAUUUUAAUAUUUUUUUUUCUUGGUGCCAGAGUUUAUACCCUGGGUGCUGGGGUCGCACUGUGUUACAUAUAUAUAUAUAUAUAUAACAUGUAUAUAUAUAUAUUAUAUUUUUUUUGGUUGGGUUUGUUUUUAAUUCAGUCGUACAAAAUGGUGGCACGCCCCAGUCCCAAAGGGCGUCCUAUCUCAGUGCUAGAGAAUGGGAUGGAAGGGCGGGGGGUGGGGGCCUCAAGGACACUGUAUGGAAGGGCCCUGGCUGCCCCGGGGCUGCCCCAGGUGACCAGGUGGUGAGAUACAUAAGGAAGACCUCCUCUUUCCAGGAGAUCUGGCUUCAUGAAGCGCGGUGACCCUGGGGCACUUUUGGCCAAAGGAAACAGCCAGGCUGGGGUAGGAGACCCCGGGGCUUAAAGGCUGGCCUGUUCCCCUUCCCCUCACAUGGUGCUAGGUUGGGAGCUGCCCUGGGAGCCACAGAACUGUCUCUAGGCCCCCUGCCGACAAGGGGAUCUCUGGGCUAUUUUCUGGUUGGGGCCUGCUCCUACCCACCCCUCCCGCCCCCAUCUUUUAACAAUGUGAAGUGACUAAGGCUGGGGUGCCUUUCCCCAGCCCCUCCCACUGCCAGUUCAGCUUUGAACUGACACCUGGGAAAUCCUUUCUGGAGAGCCUUGUCUUGUUCAGAAGACUCUACCAUGUUGGGGUGAAGGGUCCUUCAACGGGUGUGGACACAGGUCCAGAAAUGGGAGGUGGCCUCUGGGGCUGAUGUCACAGAACUGAUCUGGAGCAGGGCCAAGCAUUGAACUCGAGGCUCCCAAUUCCGAGCCCAGUGCUCUUCUUCCAAUGCCACACUGCCUCUGAGCCCAUCCUUGGGACCCUACUCUGUGCCAGGUUGCUGUCCCUCCUUUAGUCACGCCCUUGGUCAUUCCAGGAUAUGGGGACAAACCACUCCUUCCCAGCCAGGGUGCCUUUGAGCCUUCUCAGUUCCAGAGCUGCACUUGCAUCCCUGUCGUGCUCUCCCCACCUCAGAAGGUCCUCUCCCAGCCUGGGAGCCUGGGUCUCAGUUCCCAGGGCCUCCACUGGGCUGGAGAAGUGGACUGUCCUGCGGGGCCAGCUGCAUAUGGCUCUACGGCCUCCUGAGUGAAGCGUUUCCAUCAUGCUUCUCACUGGGGCCUUAGAACCUGGGAACCCUGGUUGCUGCUAACCCUGCAGGGGAUGAGAAGCGGAGUGUCUGAGGACAGGGUGGCAUGUCUGCGUGUACGCUUGUGAAGACUUACCUGCACCAGGAACCAGACUCCCAGAGGGGGCAGCGGCUUCCAUAGUGCAAAACCGGGGCCUCACUUCCCAUCUGUCAGCGUGGGGCUCUGCUCCGUGACCCGUGAGGACGGCACAGCUCCCACCGUCUGAGAUCUUCCCCCUGGGCCUGGACACCUGGGCAGGCUGCCCGGAGCCUGUCCUCGUGGGGCGGGCAGGUCCGCUCCCCUCGUCCUCUGGCCUGAGGAAGAAACAGGCAGGUUUGAGGCCCUGUGGUAGCAGAGGAAAUGCUGGAGACGUUUGUCCAGGCCCUUCUGGGAGGCUGGAGACUUGACCUGUCACAUGUUCUCAGUCUGUCUUGUCACUGCUACUUUUUCCCUUCCCACUAACGAAUCUCUCUCGAGAACCCACUUCCAGGACCGGUAGGUACUGGGGAGGGGAGAGAAGUCCCUCUAGGUUCUCUCAGCUGCUGAGCACACAGAAUCCACCCCCCACACACACACACACGAGAGGAGAAAACCAGAGGUCAGUGGGUGCAGUAUCCUGAGCAUCUUCCAUGUUUACUAAGUUACUGGCCAAAAACAAGAAAAAAAAACUCUACCAUCCCUUCUGCCAUCCCCUCCACACACCUGUGCCUCAAGCUCGGUGCAGGCGGGAUGUGCAGCUGCCUCCGUCACUCGGGGCUCUGGAGCUGCCCACAGUGCGGGCAUCUUGCGCCUGGAGAAGGAGUCUGAGGUUUAAAGACUGGUCUCUUUCGAGCCCCUAAGUAGGAGCAGCCAGUGCCUCUGGGGCCCAGCUGAGGGAGCAGUGGUCUGUUCCCAGUAGAAGAGUACUACUGCUAGGUUGACUUGCAGAGAUUGCUGGUCCCAACAUCGAGCUGUCCCCACAGGUUUGUUAGGAGAAAGAGCAAGUAAAUAAGUAAAUGUUGUACCAAAUACUUUAUAAUGAACUCCCACUGCCCACCAUUCAGACUUAAAAUUAAUGUUUUGCCGCAUUUUAAUCUUUCCUUCUGUACAAGCAUAUUUUUUCUGAACUAGUUUAAAAGUUGCAAAUAUAAGGAGACUCUACCCCAAAUGCUUCAGCCUGCAUCUCCUAAGAGUUAGGACAUUCUCCUACAAUUGGCCCAGUAUCACAACAGUAAUUUCCCAGCAACAUCUGCUGAUCAAUCCAUAUUCACAGUUCUCCCAAAUAACUUAUACCUGGUUUUGGAAUCGGGAACUAGUUAAGGUACACAUGUUGCAUCUUGGAACUGUGUUUUCUAAAAUCUCUUUCAAGUCAGUAAACUUUCCCUUCUGCCCACUCUGGUUGUUUGAAUGACAUUAUUUCGGAGGCUAGCAGGCUGCUGUCUUAUAGAAGUCCCACAUGCUGGAUUUGUCUGUUCCUUCCUGGUGUCAUAGAACACCUCUAACCCCUGUAUUGGCAAGGGUAAUUUGCGCUAUGGGGAUUGGUACCUUUUGUGCUGACUUGAAGACUUCAGUCCAUCCUAAGAUGCCCCUCUGCUGUCACCUGUACCAAGUGCCAAAUCAGCAGAGGGGCCGGCCAGAGCUGGGGAGGGCGAGGGAGGAAGCAUCACAGCCGCGCCCGGGAGGGUCUAGAAAGGAGGCUGGACCACGCGGUGUGGGCCUGUUGGGAAUGAGACGUCCCGGACUCAGAAAAUCCUGUGCUGCCCCCUUUGCUCCUGGUGACAGAGCACAGGGCACCAAAGGGCAUCUCUCUUUCUGUUGUGUGGCCUCUGGGUGUUCAUUUCCCGGAGGCCCGUGGUCUGUGUGCACCGGAGCAGAGCCAGCCCCUGGGAUGCACCAAAGAAGGGCUCCGCGGGGGCGCUGCCCCACCCAAGCUGCCGUUGCGGAGGAGAGCGCUGGGCUGGAGGCAGGAGAUGUGAAAUGUUGUCCCAGUUGAGUACACUGAGUAGCUGAGUGACAGUUUUCCUCCCAGGGACUCAAUUUCCCCAUCUAGAAUGAGCAGAUGGGCCUACAGCAUGGAUUUUCAGACGUCAAAGAAGGAAGCAGGUCUGCUCUAGUUGAAGUGAGGAUGGAGGUCCCAGGCCCCCCUCACCGCUGCCCACGAGGCACUGCUGGGUCCCCAGGCUGCUCGCCCAGGGCUGCCUGCCCCCAGAGGCUUCCGCUCGCCAGCUCAGACAGCCAGAGACAUUUUUUAGUUCCCACAAGGGAGAGGCAUGGGCUUUGUGUGGGGUCUAUGUCAAGGGCCUAUGGGGAGACUCUGGCUGUGUUUUAUCCUAAUAAGUUCACCCCUCCCUCUCUCCUUCCUCUCUGUGGCCCUUGAGGAGAAUGAGGGCGGAGAGGGUUUUCUAUGACUGUGCUAGUAGCUUUUAUAUCAGCAAGAGGGCUCCUUUUGUAAUUUGUGCAUGAAAUUCAUGUCAUUUCCUGGGGAGAGGAGAGGGCUGACUGGAGAGGGUGCGGGGCACAUGAGGGGAGCAGGCAGAGGUUUCCUUCCCUUGUGGGAGUGGGGAGAGGAGUAGAGAGGGGGGCGCUUCCCCGCUCACCUGGUCAGGGCUCUCAAACCAGCCGUUUUGGGUUGUGCUAAAAGUGGGAACCUUCCCUCCAUUAAUGUACAAUCUUGAACUAACUGCUAAUAAAGUGGGGUUCUGUUUGUA
Molecule: messenger RNA, 8252 nt
Organism: Mesoplodon densirostris (Blainville's beaked whale)
Lineage: Eukaryota; Metazoa; Chordata; Mammalia; Artiodactyla; Ziphiidae
Gene: NDST1
Product: N-deacetylase and N-sulfotransferase 1
Exons: 16
Coding region: 762-3410 (882 amino acids)
Cellular component (GO): Golgi apparatus
Molecular function (GO): heparan sulfate N-sulfotransferase activity; deacetylase activity
Source: RefSeq, a predicted model, not a curated record